This is a messenger RNA of Linepithema humile (Argentine ant), 966 nucleotides long. Its product is annotated as mitochondrial import inner membrane translocase subunit Tim10 B. Lineage: Eukaryota; Metazoa; Arthropoda; Insecta; Hymenoptera; Formicidae. The record is from RefSeq and is a predicted model, not a curated record. Gene Ontology annotation, cellular component: mitochondrial intermembrane space chaperone complex.
GAGAUAUCUUAUCUAUGAUAAUCAAACGGAUGGCGCGACGAAAAGCGCGUGGAUACCAGAGCAUACGAUAUAAAAGCGCGUAAAGAAGCGACCUACCGUGAUUUUUUUAUGGUAUCUCCAUCUAGCAGUGAAACAUCCUAAACAUGUGGCCGUGGAUGGACAUACUUUGUCGGUACAUAUCGGUGCUCCACGUGCAAGUUAUACACAGUUAUGUUGCUUCUAAUGUUACCAAAAUAAUAUUUUAUAAUAAAAUUGUUGAUUGCCACUUGAGAAAAUAGAUUCAUAUAGUGUCGAAACUACACGACUGUCUAGAUGGAUACGUUACAGUUAAGAAAUUUCAAGGACUUUCUUUUGCUCUACAAUCAAAUAUCCGAAACAUGUUUCAAAAAGUGUGCAAAUACUUUUCUCUCUCGAGAAAUCACCUCCGAUGAAGAUAUAUGUGUCAGUAACUGUGCACAGAAACACAUUUAUGCCAAUCAUAAAGUAAUGGAGAUAUUCAUGGAAGUACAACCUGUAAUGGUACGUAAAAGAAUGGAAGAAAUGAAUGCAGCACAAGCAGCAUUGGAAGAACAAAAUCAGCAACAAGCAGAACAAAGUGUACAAUAACACUUAUAUUGGUAAUAUAUAUGUGUUUAUUAUAUAUUUAGUUGCAAUGUUCUAGCAUGAAAGCAGAACAUUAAGAUAUAAUAUGUUAAAACAAAUGUAUAUAUGUAAAAGGAUGAUUUGAAAGAAAAUAUACUUUCUUUUGGAUCAUCCUAUUCGUGUAUAUGGAUAUUUAAACAAUACUGAUGGAUAUAAAUUAUAUCCACAAGCUUUUUAAAUGAUCAUUAUAAGUCAUCAAGUUCUUUAAUUGAUAAUUAUAAGUAAAUCUAGUUAAUCAUGCAAUGGAUGUUGCAUAAACUUACUUCUAUUAUUUUCUGUAAAUACAUUUUGUAAAAGAUAUUAAAGGAAAUAGUUAUACAAGUA